This is a messenger RNA of Salvia hispanica, 1831 nucleotides long. RefSeq names its product protein neprosin-like. NCBI's taxonomy places the organism in Eukaryota, Viridiplantae, Streptophyta, Magnoliopsida, Lamiales, Lamiaceae. The record is from RefSeq and is a predicted model, not a curated record.
AAUUUGCUUUCUCGAAGCACAGAAGAGAGAGAGAGGAGAGAGAGUGAGUGAGGGUGGUGAGGAACAGUAGCUAAACAGUAUCACAGGGGGUGCAUAGGAUAAGCAUAGAAGUAUUGGUUUUUGGGGUUCCUUUUUUGUGAUUUCAAUGGUUGGUUUGUAUCAUUGAAUCUUGGGCUCGUGUUGUUUCCCUGCUAACCUACGCCUCGGGCUUGCUAAAGAUUUGAUUUUUUUGCUUCUGGGUUUGCCCAUUUGGUUAUUGAAAUGGGUGGUAAGGGAUUUAGCCGUGGCCACUGGAGGAGAGACUUGAAGGUGGUGGUGUUUUUAGCUUGUUUAUGGGGCUUGGUGUCGCUAUCGUGCGCCGGGAGGUUGUCUCCUUCGAAGCAGAAGCUUGAAGUUCAGAAGCACCUGAAAAGACUCAAUAAACCUCCGGCUAAAUCCAUUGAGAGCCCAGAUGGGGAUGUUAUUGAUUGCGUGCCCAUUACAAACCAGCCGGCUUUUGAUCAUCCUUACCUAAAAGACCACAAAAUCCAGACUAGACCUAGUUUCAAUCCAGAAGGACUCUUUGGGGAGAACAAGAUGUCGGUGGAGUCGAAACAAGGAGCAAAUCCAAUCACUCAGCUGUGGCAUAUGAAUGGAAAAUGCAGUGAGGGUACCAUUCCUAUUAGGAGAACUAAGAAGGAAGAUGUGUUGAGGGCAAGCUCUGUGAAAAGAUAUGGAAAGAAGAAGCACAGAAGCAUUCCCAAGCCGAGGUCGGCUGAUCCUGACUUCAUCAAUGAAAGUGGUCAUCAGCACGCGAUAGCUUAUGUGGAAGGGGACAAGUAUUUUGGAGCAAAGGCUACUAUUAAUGUUUGGGAGCCCAAAAUUCAACAGCCUAAUGAGUUCAGCUUGUCCCAAGUUUGGGUGUUGGGCGGUUCCUUUGGCGAAGAUCUUAACAGCAUCGAAGCUGGUUGGCAGGUUAGUCCAGAUCUCUAUGGAGACAACAAUACUAGAUUGUUCACUUAUUGGACUAGUGAUGCAUAUCAAGCCACGGGUUGCUACAAUCUUCUCUGCUCGGGGUUCAUUCAAGUCAGUAAUGAAAUAGCAAUGGGAGCUAGUAUCUCUCCUGUUUCUGGAUUUCGGAAUUCACAAUAUGAUAUUAGCAUUCUCAUCUGGAAGGAUCCGAAAGAGGGACAUUGGUGGAUGCAGUUUGGAAAUGACUACGUAUUGGGGUACUGGCCGUCCUUCUUGUUCUCCUACUUAGCCGACAGCGCCUCAAUGAUUGAGUGGGGCGGGGAGGUAGUGAACUCGGAGCCUGAUGGGAAGCACACCUCGACUCAAAUGGGCAGCGGUCAUUUCCCAGAAGAAGGCUUUGGCAAGUCGAGCUAUUUCCGGAACAUUCAAUAUGUGGACAGCUCCAACAAUCUUAAAGCCCCCAAAAAUCUCGGCACAUUCACUGAGCAAUCCAACUGCUACGAUAUUCAAACAGGCAGCAAUGGCGAUUGGGGAAGGUACUUUUACUAUGGUGGCCCUGGCAGGAACCCGAAUUGCUCAUGAACAAGCUAUAAUACAAGAAGAAAGAAAGAAAAAUGGAAAAACAAAGAAGAAAAGAAAAGGAAAGAGUGUUUGGAUCACUGUAUUAUUCAAUGUAGUCCUCCUCUCUCUGUGUACACCCCACCAUUUGUUUCUUGUUUUAGUUUUUGUUAGGUUUUUAUUGAGCAAUGAAACAUGUUUUUGGUGGGAACUUUUGACCCUUUUUGUGUGUUGUAGGUUUUCUCCAUCUUUGUAAGUGUCUGUAUUGGGGGAAGUAAGCUCUAGUUUCUUGAAAAUCAUGUAAGAAACUGGCCAUUUGUCA